AUGAUUUUAAGCAACGUUUAUAAAUUAAUUGGAUUUUUAUUAAUUUUAAAAAUUAAACACAUUUUGGCCAAAGGAAAACUCUAUACUUCAGAUGCAAAAAAUGAAUAUUAUAUAGAUUUUGAAGAAAAGUUUAACUGGUUUGAAAGUCAGAUAGACUGUUUUAAAAUGAACAUGACAUUAGUGGAGGUUGAUACGAGUUCCAAAUCCUUGGAACUAAGUACGUUAAUCAGAAAAGUUCGUGAGGAAAAUAAUCUGAAAAAUACAACACUUUGGAUUGGAGGUUUUAUGAGCCAGUAUCCCAAAGAACAUUUUAUAUGGAUUUCAACGGGUAAACAAUUUACUUAUACCAACUGGUAUGGCAAAAAUCCAAAUUUCCUUAAAAAGGAAGAAUUUUGUGUUAAAAUGUUAAUGGCUCAGGAUUUACAGUGGAAUGAUAUUUCUUGCAUAAAUUAUUCGGGUUAUGUGUGUGAACACAGCAAGCAACAAGAGUUGCGAGCAAAACUUCAGGAAAAAUUCGAAGAAAGAGAAAAAUUGCAUGAGGAAUUGAAUAAUUUCAAAAAGACCUUAGAGCUGGAAACUCAAAACUAUUUGCAUGUGCAACAACAACUGCAACUAGAAGUGGAGAACAGAAAGACACAAAUUGAACAGGAAAAGGAAAGCAGUGAAAAGUUUGAGGAAGAUUUAAAAUUGGAAUUAAAAAAACAAAAUCAUUUACAACAAGAAUUAAAAAAACAAGGAGACAAUCAACAUGAGCUACAAGAACAGUUGCAACAAUUUGAGAAACAGGAACUAAAAGAACAGGAAGCACUGGAGGAGAACUUACAAACGGAAGUAAAAAAGAAACAGAACGUUUUAGAAGAACUACAAAAACAACAAGAACUACAAUUGCAGCUUCAAAAGGAAUUGAAAAAACUUAAAGAACAAAAACUAAAAGCCCAAGAGAAAUUCAAGGAGAAUUUAGAAAUCGAAAUCAAAAAGAAAGAAGAUUUACAUGAAACCCUACAACAGCAACAAAAAUUACAACAUCAAAUACAAGAACAAUUGCAACAAGUGGAGGAGCAACAUUUAAAAAGUGAGCAAAAAUUGAAAAAAGAAAUGCAAAAAAGGCAACAACUAGAAGCAAGACAACAACUAAAUUUCGAGCUCAUUUCUCAACAGGACAUGCAGGAAAAAUUGAAAUUAGAAGAGGAAUUACAAGAAAAACAACAACUACAACAUCAGCUACAACAGCAAUUACAAGAACUUAAAGAAGAAAAAUCAAAACUUGAAAAUGAUUUGAAAACAGAUUUACAAAAGCAAGAAGAACUAAAACAAGAACUGCAAAAACAACAAAAUUUGGUAGAACAACUACAAAAACAAAUAAAACUGCUAAAAGAGCAAGAAAAAGAAACUAAGGAACGUCUGGAGAAGAAACUGCAAGAAGAAAUCAAAAAACAAGAAAAUCUACAGCAAGAACUGGAAAAGCAACAAAACUUACAGGAACAAUUGCAACAGCAAUUGCAGCAAACUAACGAAAAUGAAGCGACUAAACAUGACAACCUUUUUGAAAAUUUACAAUUACAAAAUCAAAUUAAGGAUAAAUUAUUGCUGGCACCCAAAGAUAAUAAAUUGAAAAAAUACACAAAAUUUGAGAAGAAUUCUAAACAUCCACUCUUUAAAGGAGAUCUUCAAUAUUUGUUUAAAGGAUUUAAGGAAACCAGAGAAUUGCCAGAAGAUGAUAUUGUAACCAAUAGUGGACAUUAUAAUAUUAUAAUUAACUCUCCUUAUAUCAGAUAUUGGAAUAACUUUUAAAGAAUUUAAGUAAUUUUUUUGUUUUAAGAAUUUUACUUAGUUAUUGAGAUAUUAAUAAAAAUACGAUUUUGCAAAA
Lucilia cuprina (Australian sheep blowfly) is the source of this 1867-nucleotide messenger RNA. RefSeq names its product putative mediator of RNA polymerase II transcription subunit 26. NCBI's taxonomy places the organism in Eukaryota, Metazoa, Arthropoda, Insecta, Diptera, Calliphoridae. The record is from RefSeq and is a predicted model, not a curated record. The coding region runs from base 1 to 1791 and encodes 596 amino acids. The transcript has 2 exons.